Rotaria sp. Silwood1 is the source of this 1239-nucleotide messenger RNA. The record is from the annotation of a GenBank genome assembly. Lineage: Eukaryota; Metazoa; Rotifera; Eurotatoria; Philodinida; Philodinidae.
AUGGUACACAAUGAAUUAUUAGCGCUUACAGAAACAACAGUAGGCAAUAUUCUUGAUCCGAAUACACUUGAAUCAUUAGGUCCGCUUAUAUCUUUACCUUAUGCUUCAGUACUUGAUUCAGAAAUCUUGUCGAUGCCGACAGCUCAUGUUAUGUAUGAUGAAAAACAUAAAAUGACAGUUGGCUAUAGUAUUAGAAUUACACGCAAAGGACAUUGGCUUGAUAUUAUCUUCAUAUCGGAUGAAGUAUCUAAUGAAAAUAAAACAGAAGAUGACAAUGAAGAUAAAUGGUUAACUGGUAAUGAUCGUUUUAUUUAUAUAAUAGAUAAUAUAAGUGAACGUGCAAAAGCUUAUAAUCGUCGAAUAAGAUCAAGUACAAAACUAUAUCGUUUUCCAUUAGAAUAUGCAAGUUAUAUGCAUUCGGCAUCAAUUAGCGAAGAUUAUUUGAUUCUUACAGAAGUUCCAUUACAUUUUAAUAAAUUUUAUGCUAUUUGGAAUUUAAUUAGUGGCAGGGCAGUAACUGAUAUGUUUAAAUGGAAUGGUGAAACAAUGCCAACUUAUUUUCGUGUUAUUAGUUUAGAUACAGGUGAACAAAUAGCACAUAUACCUGGUCCAGCAUUUUUUACAUUUCAUCAUAUUAAUUCUUAUCAAGUUAAAGAUAAUAAAAAGAAAAUUAUUGUUGAUAUUUGUGCUUUUGAUGAUUCAAGACUUAUUAAUGAACUAUUUCUGGAUAAAUUACGUGAAAAUAUAUUUCCUUCAGGUACCGGUUAUUUUCGAAGAUUUGAAUUAGACCUAGAUACAAAUACAUGUAUUGAACCAAAUGCGAAUGCACGUGAACCAAAAGGAAUUCAUUGCUAUAGUUAUGCAAAUAGUCUUGUUCCAAUUCAAUUUGAAUUGCCACGUAUUAAUCCAAAAUUUAUUGGUAAAUCAUAUCGAUAUGUAUAUGCUAUACGUGCACCACCUGGUCGAUUGUUCGAUGCAUUAAUUAAGUUAGAUGUUCAAUCAAAAGAACAAGUAGGUUUAUGGGAAGAAGCAUGUAAAUCACCCAGUGAACCUAUUUUUGUUCCAAGACCUGAUGCUAAUCAUGAUCAAGAAGAUGAUGGAGUUGUUUUAUCGAUAGUUUUAGAUCAACAAGCUAAGAAAUCAUUUUUACUUGUACUUGAUGGCAUUACAUUUAAAGAACUUGCUCGUGCUCAUCUUCCCAUACAUAUUCCUUUAUCAUUUCAUGGCAACUUUUAUUAA